Messenger RNA from Anoplophora glabripennis (Asian longhorned beetle), 3225 nucleotides. Its product is annotated as zinc finger CCCH domain-containing protein 18. The record is from RefSeq and is a predicted model, not a curated record. Gene Ontology annotation, molecular function: metal ion binding. NCBI's taxonomy places the organism in Eukaryota, Metazoa, Arthropoda, Insecta, Coleoptera, Cerambycidae. The transcript is spliced from 8 exons. Bases 159 to 2846 code for a protein of 895 amino acids.
AAAAGUGAAUUCGGGAGGUGUGGAGACGCCAUUUGCUUUGUCUAUCUACGGCGAAGCUCACAGGAAGUAGAUGUUGAAAUAAAUAACACUUAUUUAAUCGCUCGAAGAGAAAAACUUUGUGUACCAGGAAGCGCAGAAUCAAAAAAGUUCACUGACACAUGGAUUCUGAGGAUUCUCGAGAUGCUUCUUCGGGAAAUGAGAGUGACGAUAAAGAGCAGCAUAGUCCUGCCAGUACACGGUCGAGAAGUCGAGAAUCCAAUGCGAGAUCAAACAGAAGCCAGUCUAGAUCGUCGUCUCCACCAAGCCGGCAUCAAUCGGCUUCUCCACAAAGUCGCCCGAUUUCCCCAGAUAGCGCACCUCAGUCUCCUCAAAAUGAUAUCUCGUCGAGAAAAUCCUCAGAUGCCCAUUCGGCUGCGAGCGGAUCCAGUUCGUCGGACGACGAAGGGUCUCACUCGAGAAGCAGGCCUUACACGCCUAAAUCACUCGAAAGCGUGUCUUACCAAAAGGGCGAUCAUAAAUCAGGAACGCCUUCUCCCGGUUCACCAGCUAGCGAACACAGGUCGUCUCGAUCGGGGAGUCCCACUCAAAACGAAGCUCCGCCGAUGGCCCCGCGUUCUCCCUCUCAUAAUUCAUCACGAAGCAGUUCCCCAGGUUCCCCUGCAAGGGCGGCAACAAAGACCCCUGUUUCGGAUAACGAGAAUGCCUCUGUGAAAUCGGCGAGCAGCCACAGCUCCAAAAAGUCAAGAUCUAGCAGGGUUUCGGACAGAUCUAGCUCUUCGCAGGGUUCUAGAAGGUCGCGGGGAAAGUCUAACGACGGAAAUUCCUCCGAUUCGAGCGAAAGCAGUGUAGAUUCUUCAAGUAGGAGGAAUAAGAACAUCUCGAAGAACGCGGACACGCAGCCUGAGGAAAUAUCUGACGGUGACAUGGAAUCUGAUAACGAGAAAGUGGAAGAUGUCCCAAAGGAAAGCAGCGUUUCUAGGCCUGAAAUUAAUAUAUCGCACGAGGAUUUGUCGGACGUUUCCGAUUUGGAAGAUUGCAUCGGCGAUAAUUCCGACGACGAUCGUCAGGAUCGUAAGGACGAGGAGGGUGUGCAGGAGAACUCCAACAAUCACUUGAACGAGAAAAGUAAGAGCGUCUCACCGGAGCCGAAAAAGGUUGUAGAGAAAAACAACCGCACGGAAGAGGGCGAGGAACAGUUAGAUUUCGAAGCCGAGGACGGCGAAUGCGGCGAAAUCGAACCGUCGAGAGAUGAACCCGACGCGGAAAAACCCGCCAACGUGGAGGAAGGCGCCAGAGCGGACGAGAAGAAAGAGGAUAGGGAACUGGAAGAGGGCGAAGUCACGGACGAAGACGACGCCAGACCCGAGGAAACCGAACCGAGGCCAGUCUGUAGGUUCUUCUCCAGAGGACAGUGUACUUGGGGGGCCAGCUGUCGGUUUCUGCACCCAGGCGUAACGGACAAAGGCAACUACACCAUGUUCGAGUUGAUUCGGCCGGUGGUUCCCGGAGAAUUCGGGCGCGACGAGAGGUUGUACGGGAAGACGGAGCCCCCGCUCGUGGAGUCGGCUUGGGAGAGGGGGCUUCGCACGGCGAAGGAGAUGUUGAGGAAGUCCGUAAAGAGGAAGGAGCAGGAUAUCGAUUUCGAGGAGAAGAAGAUGAACCUCAGUCUGGCCCAGGAGGAGUUCGAUAAGGAAAACGGGUAUUACGGGAGAGUGCCGUCGCCAGAGCCAAGAACCGCCCUGCAUUCCAAACAACCGCCCGAUUCCAGAUACGUCAGGCACGUACCGGUAGAAUACCCCGUGCCGAGGCCGCCCGAAGAAUACUACGGCAGGAGGCAAGUCCUGUACGAACCCGAAUACGUCCCGCCGCCCCGCGAACGGGUACGUCCUUACAGGGAACUACCCUCGCACAGGAUGCCGGAUUACUACAACAGCAAGUACGAGGAGGAACCCCAGUCCUCCGCCAAGAGGCCGAGAUCCAAGCGCGAGGUCAUCGUGCAGAGGGUCGAGGAGAGACAGGGUAGGGGCGACGAGUGGUCGGAUCCCUGGAUGAGGUCGAAAUCGCCCGGACGGAGGAAGGAGAGCGGCAGGAAGCGUUCUUACAGUUCCGGCUCCAGUUAUUCCUCGAGCAGUUCGUCGAGGAGUUCGUCAGAGUCCAGUCGUAGCUCGUACAGGUCUCGGUCUAGAUCGCCGCAGCACAGGAGGGCGUCCAGGUCCGGACGGAGCAGGCAGAUCUCGCCAUCGGUCAUAGUGUCGGAAAGGAAGGCGGCGAAUGAACGGGCCGCCCUGAUGAACCCACCGGCUCCGAAAAGGAGGGCACCGUCACCAGGUAUGAUGAGGGUGAGCGGCGCGGCGAAUCCCCCGGCCCCGUCAAGGGAAGACCAGUUCGGUAGGAACCGGAGCAAGUUGGCCGUCGCCGCGGCUCUAGCGAGAGUUAAGGGCCGGAGGAGGUCCUCGAGAUCGUCCUCGGGUAGCUCCGGGUCCAGUUCGAGCGACUCGGACUCCUCCGAUUCCAGCAGCUCCACCAGCAGGGCCGGCAGUUCACCGCCGAGGAGGCCGCCAGGCAUGGACAUAUCGAUCGCCAAGGCGAUGGACGCACUGAAGGGCGGUUCCGCGGAGAAGAAGCAGAUAAAACUUAACCUGAAGAACCCGAUCGGCGUCCGGAAGCCGGACAUGUCCGACUUGGCCAGGAAGCCGGAUCCGUCGGCGAAUAAAAAACGACCGGCCAAUUCCCCGCCGCCGGGCGAUCCGAAAUCCAAGAAGGCCACGUCUCGCAGGGAAGAAUUACUCAAGCAACUGAAGGCCGUGGAGGACGCGAUCGCCAAGAAGAGAUCGAAAGUGAACUAGGGCUUGGCCUGCGCCGCAGAAAUUAUGUUUAACUCGCGACGUCUCCCCCCCGAGGGAUUCGUCCGGAAUGAGUAAUUCGCACGGGCAAGUAUUGAUGUUCUAAAAAGGAAUAUUUGACUCGGUUUAACUCCUUCUCGGAGGGUUACGUAGUACUUGACUGAGAGUGUACAUUAAUUUUCUUGUCUCUAUUUUUUUUUAUUCCCGUGGACGCCCCACGAAUUGUUUGACUCGAUAAGGUUUACGUAGUGAGUAAGGUAAUUGUAUUAUAUAAAGUAGCCGUAAGUCUGUAUCAGAACUUUGAAUAUUGUUAUCUUUUAGCGCAUAUCUGCAGACCUUUCGUUGUUCACCGGUUGUAAAGCCAAUAAAUGUUUAUACACUC